Molecule: messenger RNA, 1059 nt
Organism: Fraxinus pennsylvanica
Lineage: Eukaryota; Viridiplantae; Streptophyta; Magnoliopsida; Lamiales; Oleaceae
Source: the annotation of a GenBank genome assembly
AUGGAGGUGGAGGUGGUGAUUCCGUCGGUGUCGACGGACUUCAACUUCGACAGUGCAUGUACAUCACCAUACAUAAGUGCCCCGUCGAGCCCUCAACGUUUUGGCACCUUCUUCUACAGCGCCCCCACUAGCCCUGACCGUGCAGCAGCUUUCUACAACGAGUUCAACCGUUCCUCCCCGUCGGCAGUUCCGUUUAACUGGGAAGAAAAGCCCGGAAUUUCCAAAACACAAGGAACCAAUAGUAGUUAUUGUACAAGUGAAGGUUAUGAUGAUCAGAGAGGUGCAGACUUUUCUUUUGAUUUUAGUGGACAACUUGAGAGAGUUUCUUUAUCUGCUGAUGAACUUUUCGAUGGAGGCAAGAUCAAGCCGUUAAAGCCUCCCCCGCGCUUACAAUCUAAGCCCCUGGAUUCUCCAAAAUCGCAUCGAUCUCCCAAGAAAAUGAUCAAAGAAGCAUUCUCCCCGCGCCACAGGAAGAAUGAGUUCGACCCAUUUGCAGCAGCAAUUGAACAGACUCGUAAAAAAAGCAUUCAAGAAAUCUCACGAGGAAGAGAAAGAAGUACUUCUUCAAGUUCUAGACACAAACAAACGAGAUCUUUAUCCCCUUUCAGGGUUUCAGAUUUGUUAUUCGAUCCCGACACCAAUCAAGAAACCACAAAGAAUUCUUCUAAGGCAUCAUUAUUUUUAACUUCAUCUUUCUCUUCAUUAUGGUACAAAAACUGGAAGAUUAAGGACUUAUUACUGUUCAGAAGUGCAUCAGAAAGUCGAGCAACGGAUAAAAACCAGUUCAACAAACACGCAUUGUUUAAGAAAAACAAUCUGGACGACAUAAAGAAUUCGAGCUUCAGGUCUACAGACAGUGUAGGAUCGGUGUCAAGUAGAAGACGAGGGCCACCAAUUUCAUCUCAUGAAUUGCAUUACACCGUGAAAAGGGCAGUUUCAGAGGAGAUGAAGAAGAGGACCUUCUUGCCAUACAGGCAAGGAUUAUUAGGCUGCUUAGGCUUCAAUCCUAUGAAUCUCUCUAAAGGGCUUGGUCCUACUGGUUCAUUAUCUCGUGGGUGA